Messenger RNA from Pimephales promelas (fathead minnow), 1305 nucleotides. RefSeq names its product ureidoimidazoline (2-oxo-4-hydroxy-4-carboxy-5-) decarboxylase (gene urad). The record is from RefSeq and is a predicted model, not a curated record. Gene Ontology annotation, biological process: allantoin metabolic process; urate catabolic process. Lineage: Eukaryota; Metazoa; Chordata; Actinopteri; Cypriniformes; Leuciscidae. Gene Ontology annotation, cellular component: peroxisome. Gene Ontology annotation, molecular function: 2-oxo-4-hydroxy-4-carboxy-5-ureidoimidazoline decarboxylase activity.
CACAGACACACACAUCAGUUAGCUAUAAUGAAAAGUCAGUAUUGAACAAAAAGCUUCAAAAUCUUUUUUUUUCUUCUUCAAAAUCCUUGCAUUGUUACAUCACCCCGGUGGAUCUCAUAAUGUUACAUCUCACCCCAGGGGUAUUACAACUAAUGGGGUGAAUUGUAACAUUUCACUCCUCGUGUUUGAAACUAAACCAUGCAUUUUCUGUUUGUGUUGCAAAUAUAAUAGUUAUGUCAUGUGAUAGCAGACACUUGUAACUAGUUUGAAUCACAUUUUGAACACACUGGCUUAAAAUUAGCCUACUCCAACAUAGACAGAAGGUCAAAAAUGUUAACCGGGGUAUUGGUAUUUUUGGCAUCCUCCGCAUUGCGCUACAUUACGAAUAAAAUUAACUGAUAUUAAAUGGGAAAGCUAGGGUACUUGCCCCAACGGACAAUGACCUCGUCCAAUAUUGGCUUUAGCCAUUUCCAGUAGGCUACAGUUUGUAGAGGACACGCGCCGGAGCUAUGGAUAUAAGGGCUGUAAAUGCUCUUACGUAUGAAGAAUUUGUGGAACUAUUUGGUAAUGUGGUUGAGAAAUGCCCCAUCAUUUCUGCAGCAAUAUGGUCCAAUCGGCCUUUCAAAGAUCUAACAGACAUCGAGGCUCACAUAACGGAAUUCAUUGACAGCCUGUCAGACUCGGGUAAAGAGGGCAUUUUGCGGUGUCAUCCUGAUUUGGCGGGCCGAGAUCUCCAGAGCGGGACACUAACACGCGAGUCUCGAGAAGAGCAGGGUCAAGCCGGUAUGACCGCACUGGAUUCCGCAGAGAUUCUGCUCAUGCACCGUCUAAACUCGGAGUACAGGGAACGCUUUGGCUUUCCUUUCGUCAUAUGCGCCCGUCUCAACAACAAAGCGGAUAUUAUGCGCCGACUGUCUGAACGCCUGGAGAAUGAUUGUGCAGCGGAGCGGGAGCUCGCGAUCGAAGAGGUUAAAAAAAUCUGUAGCCUCAGGUUACACAAUAUUGUCCUAUCUGACAUUCAAACCAAACUGUAGCCUACCUCAAGUUAACUUUACAAAAGUUUGACUGCCUCUCUCUACUUGAUUGUAGCCUAGCUAUAGGCUAUUGUUUUAAUUUGUAUGUUAAUUUGUGUAAUAUAAAAAAAAUCCUCAAAAAAGCAGUGUAUAAAUAAAUUGAGUAAUAUAUUAUGGCGUUUAUAAGCCACGUUUUAGGGCCCUUAUCUCAAUAAGAUAAUAUAUUUGUGAUCUACCCUAAGCCUAUUUGUGCUUUGUAAAUCUAUAAUAAAAUAAAGUGAUGAUAAUGGCA